Molecule: messenger RNA, 1952 nt
Organism: Geodia barretti
Lineage: Eukaryota; Metazoa; Porifera; Demospongiae; Tetractinellida; Geodiidae
Source: the annotation of a GenBank genome assembly
CCUGUUGGGGGAAGGAACACUGAUUAACUGAGACCUUGGGGACAGCAAAAUGCCAUUUAUUUUCGGAGGUGUCCAUACUUAUUAAUGUAUGGUGUAGAACCAAGUGUCCUUUAUUGAGAGGUGCCAUUUAUUCGGAAGGUUCUCUUUUCAGAGGUUUCACUGCAAUUACCAUUGUUAGGUCACGACUGGCACUCUUCAACAUCUCCUCUUUCUUCUCUGCAAACACACACACACAUACCAGUUGAUCAGACAACUAAGUCUGACUAGCUGUGGAGAAGACGACGUACAAUACCUAGCUUCUUCUUCUGUCCAGGUUGCUGGCCUGGUUGGUAGUUUUCUCUCUGCCGCUCCAGCUUUUUGCUUCUUCUCUCUACUUCGGUCUUGAGGCGAUUGUAGUGCUCAGUUCUGUACACCAACAAGUACAGUAUCCCUUCAGAGAGGAAAGCAGUACAGAAAGAUACGAACACUAUCAGUAAACUGUCUUCUAACAUGGCUCUUUCCUCAACUCCUAGGAUCUGUCACGAAACUAUUGCGCAUGCGCAUAAAGUCUUAAGUCACGUGAUGCAGAUGCGCUCUAUUUGGAAUAAAGGUUGCAGCGUGUACAAAUCCAGCCAAGAGAGGUGCGUUGCUGUUGGUUCAGAGGGAGUAUGGCGGGAGCUGUAUCGGUGGAAAUGCCGCGAGGAGGCUUCUCCUUCGAGCUGUGCAAAAGAAAUGCGGCCCUGGCAGCGGCUGGGAUGAAGCCGCCCACUCCUGUCAAGACAGGGACUACCAUCGCCGGGCUGAUCUUCAAAGAUGGAGUUGUUCUGGGAGCAGAUACUAGGGCUACCGAGGGCUCUGUAGUGGCUGACAAGAAUUGCGCAAAGAUUCACUACAUGGCAAAAAACAUUUAUUGUUGUGGGGCGGGCACGGCAGCUGACACAGAGUACACGACUCUCCAGAUUUCCUCUGAGUUGGAGCUCCACAGACUUGAGACAGGGAGAAAGGUCUGUAUGUAUACCAUACACACCACCCCCGACAACUCCAAUGUAUGGGUGUGAUGGGUUGAUGCACUAUUAUCCAAAUAACACGCCAGGGGGAAAUGUUCCAAUACACAAAUGUGCACUGUUCGCCCUUUUUCAUGUUGUCAAAAGAAUGAUGCAACAUUCACCACAGUAUGUGUGCUGCCACAGUAACUCUGUCCUAUCGCUUUCAGCCCCGUGUGGGUACAGCUCUCAGGAUGCUGAAACAACAUCUGUUCCACUACCAAGGCCACAUCGGAGCGUACCUGGUCCUGGGUGGAGUUGACAUCACCGGUCCUAAUCUCUACACCGUCCACGCCCACGGCUCCACAGACAAACUGCCCUACGUCUCCAUGGGAUCGGGGUCCCUCGCUGCCAUGGCAACCUUCGAGGACCGCUUCCGUCCCAACAUGGACGUCAGUGUCAAAACUUUUAAAUUUGGAAUAAGUCGCAAAUCAGUACUUAGUUGCUUUUCAACGAUUUUAGUUAUACAGUCAGUUUAUCACACCCACACACACAUCUUAUCUCUCUGGAUUUUCCAUAGGAGAAAGAGGCGGUACAGUUAGUAAGAGAUGCCAUUGUUGCUGGGAUAUUCAAUGAUUUGGUUGGUCCUAAAACAGAUGAAGUCCAACCUCUUUGCUUGUCCAUCUUGAUAGUAUCUCGUGUGUGUCUCAUUUCCAGGGCUCUGGCAGUAAUGUUGACAUCUGCAUCAUCACUGCCGACAAGACUGAGUACAUCAGGCCUUUCGAUGUAGCCAACGAGAAGGGAGAGCGGACUGGGGACUACCGCUAUGCCAGGGGGACAACUGCCGUCCUCGAGACCUCUGUUCGCAAAUUUGAAGUCACUUCAGAGACUGUGACCUCUGCUGAACCCAUGGAGAGCUAACUGGCCGCCCAGCACACGCACACUAUUAGUCCACAUAAUUGUACUCAUCUACGUGAUUCAUCGAUGCUG